Messenger RNA from Syzygium oleosum, 620 nucleotides. RefSeq lists its product as uncharacterized. Lineage: Eukaryota; Viridiplantae; Streptophyta; Magnoliopsida; Myrtales; Myrtaceae. Bases 78 to 455 code for a protein of 125 amino acids. The record is from RefSeq and is a predicted model, not a curated record. The transcript has a single exon.
CUCUCUCUCUCUCUCUCUCUAACUACUCUCCCUUCUCUCUCAGACGCGCGCGCGCAGAGACGGGCGGACGGAGGAGCAUGAAAGCCUCGGCCUCCAGAACGCCGCCGCCGUCGCCGCCGCCGUUCCACCGGUACUUGAAACCCGGGGCGCUGGCUCGGCUCCGGGACUCCAGGAUCAGCUCCCGAUCUCACAAGCCGGACCCUCUCUCUCGGUUCGACCCUUCCCGCGCACGAAACCAAACCGCCCAACUCCAGAUCCCCGGGGCCGAUCCGGCGCCUCAGCUGCUCCUCGGCGGCGGCGGCGGCUGCGGCCCUCGUUGCCUCGCGAGGAAACGGCUCGUCGCCCAUAGAUCCGUGCUUUUACAGAGCCUGGACUCCAGUGUUGGCCGCAGCGGCGGCGGCGGCGGCGAUCCCUUCUUGAAUGCGUCGGGCAACGAUGCUCUCGUCGCUCAUUGACUAGCGCAGUGAAUAAGUCCCUUUUUUUUUUUUCCGUUUUUUAUAUUUUUUCUGGAUUUGCUUUGGUCGAUUUGGUUAGGUUCGAUACCCUGAUAACGUGUAUCAAAUCAUAAUAAAAACUCUGCAGUCCAUAUAAUGCCCGGAUCGACAUCGUCAACGGUUAAA